CACUCUCCAAUGUAAUAUAUGCUCGCCUGACGAUCCUUAGGGUUAUCUUUGCGGCCAGUGCCCACAGGGAUCCAGGGUUUUCCCUCUCUCCGCCUCCAUCCUUUCAUCCUCGAAGCAUCACCCAUGGCGCCCACAAAGAAGGCGAAGAAGAGUACCGAGAGCAUAAACAACAGGCUCGCUCUCGUGAUGAAGAGCGGGAAGUAUACCCUUGGGUACAAGACGGUCCUCAGAUCCCUUCGGAACUCCAAAGGAAAGUUAAUACUUAUUGCAAACAAUUGCCCUCCUCUUCGCAAGUCUGAAAUCGAGUAUUACGCGAUGUUGGCUAAGGUUGGCGUACAUCAUUUCAAUGGGAAUAAUGUGGACCUUGGAACAGCUUGCGGCAAAUACUUCCGUGUAAGCUGCCUUAGCAUUAUUGAUCCAGGUGACUCUGACAUCAUCAAGAGUAUCCCAGGUGACCAAUGAGAUGAAGGGAAUACCGAGGUUGUACUUGUGUCUUAGGAAUUAUGUUUAGGUUCUUGCUUGGCAUGGUAUUUCCUAUUAUAGUUAACUGUCCAAAUUUUUGACUGGAAACUGUUGCAAGAUAAAUGUUGCAUUGUCCUGUUUUUGUUUCUGUUGCUGUGUCAUAUUUUAUGGUGAAUGGAGACUUAUUCUUGAGUACCAGGUGAAACGUUUUGAAUGGAUUGUGAGACCAAGUUUUAAUUA
Molecule: messenger RNA, 702 nt
Organism: Elaeis guineensis (African oil palm)
Lineage: Eukaryota; Viridiplantae; Streptophyta; Magnoliopsida; Arecales; Arecaceae
Product: large ribosomal subunit protein eL30
Cellular component (GO): cytosolic large ribosomal subunit
Molecular function (GO): RNA binding; structural constituent of ribosome
Source: RefSeq, a predicted model, not a curated record